GUCGCCGCUCCCCCCCCCCCUCGCCUCUUCCUGUCGUUCCCGCUCGUCUCACAGCCUGCGUCUCUCCUCUCCUUUCCUCUGUUCUUUGACUUCUCCACCUCAUCGUUCUCGCCUCCUUGCUCUGGCACAGGAUCGACAAGACUCGCAUUCCACCUGCAAACCGUGUGAAGUUGUCUGUUGAAACAAAGAGAUUUUCUCUCUUGGCCUUGUACACUCUCCACCAGAAUGAUACAAUUUUUCCUCCUCGUCAGCCGUCAAGGAAAGUGCAGGUUGUCGAAAUGGUACACCACGUACAGCGACAAGGACAAGAAAAAAAUGAUCAGAGAGGUCUCUCAAAUGUGCCUUAGCCGCCCCCAGAAGCUUUGCAACUUCUUGGAGUGGAGGGAGUACAAGCUGAUCUACAAGCGAUAUGCAAGCUUGUUCUUCAUCACAUGCGUUGAUAAGACGGACAACGAGCUCAUCACUUUAGAAGUAAUUCAUCAGUUUGUCGAAGUCCUUGACAGAUACUUCGGGAAUGUCUGCGAGCUUGACCUGAUCUUCAAUUUCCACAAAGCCUACUAUAUCCUCGACGAGCUGUUGAUUGCGGGAGAGCAGCAGGAAACAAGCAAGAAAGCGAUUCUGAAGUUGAUCACCGAACAAGAUGCCGUAUGUGAAGAGGGAACAGACAAAGACAUGCAGUGAGGGAAGGCAUGAUGAAAUUUUCUCGCCUAUCAUUGCUCCUCAAUAAACAUCAUGCAAAUAAGAUGAUGUUUAAAUGCAAAGAUGAUGUUUAUUGUCGAUUCUAUCG
Guillardia theta CCMP2712 is the source of this 787-nucleotide messenger RNA. It is a transcript of the gene AP1S, whose product is annotated as clathrin assembly protein. Bases 226 to 681 code for a protein of 151 amino acids. Gene Ontology annotation, cellular component: intracellular membrane-bounded organelle; AP-1 adaptor complex. Gene Ontology annotation, molecular function: clathrin-cargo adaptor activity. NCBI's taxonomy places the organism in Eukaryota, Cryptophyceae, Pyrenomonadales, Geminigeraceae. Gene Ontology annotation, biological process: vesicle-mediated transport; protein transport. The transcript is spliced from 3 exons. The record is from RefSeq and is a predicted model, not a curated record.